Messenger RNA from Symbiodinium natans, 843 nucleotides. NCBI's taxonomy places the organism in Eukaryota, Dinophyceae, Suessiales, Symbiodiniaceae. The record is from the annotation of a GenBank genome assembly.
AUGUUUCUGCAGGGCGUUGAGUUGUUGCAAGCAUAUGCCCCGAACAGGGUUUAUGGGCUUCUUGUACACUUCUAUGGGUGGCCUGCAGGUGCCACACGGCGCAGAAUACCGCGAAUACGGCGCAGGCUGCCCAAGGUGCCGCGGAUUGCUUGGACGAGGCAGAUUCUGCCGGGUAAGCCGGUGCGACUCCCGCGCUACAGCGACACGGCCUUGCGUUUGACAGCAAUUUCCGUUCAGCGCCGUGGCAGCUUGGCAGGUCCUCCCCAGGGCCGCAAAGCACGGGAGGACUUUGCCGAAUUGCAGCUGAUCCGCAAGGCUUCGAAAGGAGCGGAGGACCUGCCGGCCAGGCAACGCUUCGCACUUUGGCGGUCACGCCCUGGUCGAUCCCACUUGCAGUUGCAGCCGCUGCGAGCAUUGUUGAACUGUUCCGACUGGAACACCUACUUGAAUGCCGUUGGCUUUCCCUUGUUGGUCCUUGGCUCUCUUGAGGGGGCUUUGACCCCCUUGCACCAGGUCGAGGCCCCAGGCAGCACGACGGUGGACGACCAAACCGGCAUUGUCAGGCCCAGUGACUUGGACGAGUUCUAUGAGGCCGUGGAGGCGCACUUGCGCCAGCACGGUCGCACGCCUUUGCGUCGGCUGGGGAUGCUGGUGGCCCUACCACCAGGUCGAAAUCUCAAGCUGAAGAAGCUACUGAUGGAGCGCCGGGACAAGUUCAUACUGGACCUCUAUGGUGGCGUGGAGAUCAACCACUCGAGGCGCUGGCGCUGGUCCUCCCAGGGGAUGGUGACGAAACGCCGCAGAGCGACGGCGAUGACAGCACUGCCCCACAGCCCGCUGUAA